Molecule: messenger RNA, 573 nt
Organism: Paramecium octaurelia
Lineage: Eukaryota; Ciliophora; Oligohymenophorea; Peniculida; Parameciidae
Source: the annotation of a GenBank genome assembly
AUGUAAUUUCUUUAAAAACUAAUUGCAAUACCCAAAAAUGUGUUAUUGUCCCUAAAAUAAUUUUAAUCAAAAAAACAAUAGAUAUAAACAGUAGAACCUAUUAAAUUAAGUGAAGAUUGUAAAAUUGAGACUUUUGAAAUUGUGGAGGAACACAGAGUAAGAAAGAGAAAAUAAUUAACCGAUAAAUAGAUUUAGACAGAUCUUGUUUAUGAAAGAACUAUUCAGAAUUCUAAUUAGAAACAAAGGAACAAGAGGAGUAAUUCAAAAUAAUCAAAAUAAUUGAAGAAAAUAUAAAAAUAUACUGAAAAAUAAAGUUAGAGUCUUAGUGAAGCAUCUGAUAAAACUAAACCCUCUUAAUACUCCUAUUGUUAGAGUACCUUUUUACAUUCGUUUGAAUUGAGUGACAAGUAAGCAAAGAUAGAAAAUGCGAAAUCAUUUUAUCCCGCGAAAAGCAAAUCUGUAUAAUAAACUCAUCAAUAACUAUUUAAUAAUUAUCUUCAUAAGCUUAAAUUUAAUUUAGAUGAUAAGGAACUCCUUAUUAUGAAGUAGAACAAAGACAAUAUCAAUCUUUGA